Lepus europaeus (European hare) is the source of this 2586-nucleotide messenger RNA. It is a transcript of the gene RAB4A, whose product is annotated as RAB4A, member RAS oncogene family. Gene Ontology annotation, biological process: Rab protein signal transduction; regulation of endocytosis. Bases 211 to 867 code for a protein of 218 amino acids. Gene Ontology annotation, molecular function: GTP binding; GTPase activity. The transcript is spliced from 8 exons. NCBI's taxonomy places the organism in Eukaryota, Metazoa, Chordata, Mammalia, Lagomorpha, Leporidae. Gene Ontology annotation, cellular component: postsynaptic recycling endosome. The record is from RefSeq and is a predicted model, not a curated record.
GCGCGGAGCCGGAGUCCGGUAGGGCCGCAGCGGCGCGGGUGGGCGGUUGCCUUGGGGACCGGUCCGACCCCUCCCUCCUCGGGCUCCCCACCCACCCCGCUCCGCGCCCCUCGCCGUUUGGACGCGCGGCAGACAGACCCCCGGCCCUGCCUUCCCGCCGCUCGCCCCGGCUGCAGCCGUGACCCGGCCAGAGGCCGUGCCGCUCCCAAGAUGUCGCAGACGGCCAUGUCCGAAACCUACGAUUUCUUGUUUAAGUUCUUGGUUAUUGGAAACGCGGGAACUGGCAAAUCUUGCUUACUUCAUCAGUUUAUUGAAAAAAAAUUCAAAGAUGACUCAAAUCAUACAAUAGGAGUGGAAUUUGGUUCAAAGAUAAUAAAUGUUGGUGGUAAAUAUGUAAAGUUACAGAUAUGGGAUACCGCAGGACAAGAACGAUUCAGGUCGGUGACGAGGAGCUACUACAGAGGCGCGGCCGGGGCUCUGCUGGUCUACGACAUCACCAGCCGAGAAACCUACAAUGCGCUUACUAAUUGGUUAACAGAUGCCAGAAUGCUAGCGAGCCAGAGCAUCGUGAUCAUCCUGUGCGGGAACAAGAGGGACCUGGACGCCGAGCGUGAGGUCACCUUCCUGGAAGCCUCCAGGUUCGCCCAGGAAAAUGAGCUGAUGUUUCUGGAAACGAGUGCGCUGACGGGGGAGAAUGUAGAAGAGGCUUUUGUGCAGUGUGCACGAAAAAUACUUAACAAGAUCGAGUCAGGUGAGCUGGACCCAGAAAGAAUGGGCUCAGGUAUCCAGUACGGAGAUGCUGCCUUGAGACAGCUGAGGUCCCCGCGGCGCACCCAGGCCCCAAGUGCCCAGGAGUGCGGCUGUUAGGAGCCACAGCAAAGCACAGCGGUGCUCAUACCGUGGUGUUCGGGACACAGUUGUUGAAGCUUGAAGAAUCUGAAGGUUUUUUUUGUUUGUUUUUUGUUUUUUACCACCGUCUUUUUCUACUCUACACAGAAGUAGAUCUUUGUGGGGAAAAUAAUUUGGGGUGUUAUGCAAGCUAGUAGACACGGCACAGCAAACCGUAGGACAAGUCAUUCAAUGGACACCACCGCUAGAUGUAUACAUACAUGUAAACAUCCUCUGUUCCAUGUUUUCCCUUUUAGUUUAAAAUGUGGCUGGGUGCUGUAUAUACUCCAGCCCAGUACCUCUCCACAGCAUGUACCUGAUCUAUGAUAUGACAGAAUGUUGCACUAAAUGCAGUUUAAUAUUUUUUUUAAAUCAUGAGAACUAAAAUUGGUUUAUUGUGAGGUGUGCUUUUCUCAUCGUGUCGGUUGUAUCACACAGUUGGUCCUAUUUAUGACCUGAUAGUCAAAGACUGGUGUUGACAGCCAGGGCGUUCCUGUUGAAUUCUGCUUGCCACAUUCUACACGGUUUACAUGAUCCACACUUGAAAUACUAGGUCCGUAGUCAAUCACCCAAACCCUGAAACAGAAUGAAAACCAGGGAUCGUAGAUGACCUUGACGCUUGGUAGCUGUCUGUUGAUUUUAAAGCAAGCAUCUUCUCCGGGGCAACUCAGGAGUUGUAUCUGGCAAAUACGCACUGAGGAUUCUGUUCUGUCAAGCAAACCUCCUAAGCAACCAGUUCCACCCACUACAGUAGAGCAAGCGGGUGCCACCUGCGAGUGUGCCAGUCUCUCUAGUCUCCCUGCUGGAAAACACAUUAUUCACUGCCAUGGUUUUUUUUGGAAUUCAGCAUAAUGCCAUCACUUGCCUCUUUUUCAGAUCUUUUACUGUUUUGUGUUCAUUUUAAAGAAACUCCACUGUAUCUCCAUAACAUUAAAAAGGUAACACUCAUCAGGAAAUUUCUGUAUAAAAGCUUUUGCCGAAUACUUAAAAUGCCUUACUCUAGUUACCAGGUUGACAGGUUUUUAAUCACAUAAGGUGUACUGAAGUAUAAUAUAUAUUGUAUUACAAAGAUUUGUUCUUGAAUUUUAAAAUGCCAAUGCAGAAACUGUCUAAUGGAACCCUUCUUUAAAGUCAAAGUGCAGUAUUAUUUGAGUCUGCAAGGCUAAGCAUUCUUCACUUCUGUGUGUUCUCCACUGUGACAUGUUAGCUGCAGGCUGAUCGGUUAAUGAACUAUUAGUUACAAGCUGCCUCCUGCAUUUUGUGUUAUUUUAACUCAACAGACAGAGCACAGAGACACAUACAGACUGGGAAGUAACCUGGAUAAAAAUAUCAGUGUAUAUCUGUAUUAGGUCUUUUAAGUUUUGCUUUCUUUGUGCCUUGAAUAUUUUAUUUUGAAAAUGGAACCUGAAGCCAAUUCUCGGACUGAGCUACUCGUUGGACCUCGCCAGAAGGGUGUUUCAUUCGCUGUCGCAUUCGUGAUAGUUUGCAGGCUGCUCAUUUUUGAACAGCUUCUUGCAUGGGAUAGGAGCAUGUGCAUUCUGACAGACUGGUCUCUUCAAAGGCAGGAAUUUUAGGAUAAAUGUAAAGUUGUUUUAAAAGUGAGCCUGUUAAUGAAACCACAGAUACCAUAUGUCAUUCCACAUCUUUUGACCAAUAAAAGUUGCUGGAGAACCAAGCCAUGGUGGGUUUUUUUUUCUU